CUCAAAUUUCAUGGCCCACUAAAUGCAAGAUUUGGCUAAAGUGUGUUAAGCUUUUGAAAGCCAAAUUCACAGAGAUAAGAAUGACAAACACACAUUCUCACAAUGGCAGGGACUGCUUUCUCCACCUCCUGCAACUUAGGGAGAUGUUGGUUGGUAGUAAAAACUCACAAUGCAAGGAGCAUGCCAGGGAAGCUAGUAUCUCAAUGUAAAAUGAGAAAGAAGUUUACAAUAAAAGCAGAAAUUAAGUUUGUAACAGCUGAUGAUGCUAAGGAACUUGUAAAAGUAGAUGGAUAUAAUGUUCUUGAUGUGAGGGACAAAUCUCAAUAUGAAAGAGCACACAUUAAAACAUGUUAUCAUGUUCCUCUUUUUGUUGAAAAUACAGACAAUGAUCCUGGUACAUUCUUAUUAAGGACUGUGCACAAUAAUUUUUCUGGGUUGUUCUUUGGGAUACCAUUCACUAGGCCAAACCCCGAUUUCGUACAAUCCGUGAAGAGUCAAAUACAGCCUGAAACUAAACUCUUGAUUGUAUGUCAGGAAGGAUUGAGGUCUGCUGCAGCAGCAAAUAAGUUAGAGGAUGCUGGUUUCCAAAAUGUAGCAUGCAUAACAUCUGGACUUCAAACUGUGAAACCAGGGACAUUUGAAUCUGUUGGCUCGACGGAGUUGCAGAACGCUGGCAAAGCUGGUUUGGUGCAAAUCCAAGGAAAAAUUUCAGCUGUGUUGGGAACUGUUCUUAUUUGUGCAUAUUUAUUCAUUACCUUCUUUCCUGAUCAAGCAGAGAAGCUGAUCCAACUGGUCCCUGCAGGCUAAGACUAAAAGUUCCAUUGAUAAUUGUUUUCCCCUCACAUAAUGCAUGUUACAUAGAAAUGUGGGACGACUAGAAUUGAGGAACGUAAAAACAUGUGAUGUGAAUGAGGUUAUGGAAUGGAAAGAGAUAAUGUUAGUAUGGCUAUCAUGGUCAAAACUAGAUUGUCUACCCCACUACGGUAGUAAUUUACUUUCCAUUAAGCAAAACAAUGUCUUUUUUGUAAAAGAUUAUGCAAAGCAAUGUCUACACCCAUUUAAGUGUUUAAGAUGUCAAUUAUUUGUCGAUUA
Messenger RNA from Medicago truncatula (barrel medic), 1092 nucleotides. RefSeq names its product rhodanese-like domain-containing protein 9, chloroplastic. The transcript is spliced from 6 exons. Lineage: Eukaryota; Viridiplantae; Streptophyta; Magnoliopsida; Fabales; Fabaceae. The record is from RefSeq and is a predicted model, not a curated record. The coding region runs from base 103 to 807 and encodes 234 amino acids. Gene Ontology annotation, cellular component: chloroplast.